AGGAGAACGAGGAGCAAGAAGGAAGCCGGGAGCCGAGGUGCUCGGUCGGCCCCACAGCGCUGCUGCCUCUUGUCGCCGCCACUUCCCUGCUGGGCGUCAGCCUACCCGCGAACCUGAUCCGCCGCCGGAAACUCUGUGCUCGUCUCUCGGCGCGGCGGCGAGGUGUCGGCGGGGCGGUGGGGGCAACUUCUCGCACUUCUCCGGAGAAGACUCGGGGCCACUCCGUGCCGUGGGCCGCCGCAGCGGGAGAAGUUCCACCCCCUUCUCCCCCCCUUCCAACCCUCGAGCGCGGAGCGGCGACUGUGGCCCGGGAGCAGCUGGGUCGGGCGGGCGGCCGUGCCGAUGAAGCUGAGCCGGCAGUUCACGGUGUUCGGCAGCGCAGUUUUCUGCGUGGUGAUCUUCUCCCUCUACCUGAUGCUGGACCGCGGCCACUUCGACCACCCGAAGAGCCCGCGGCGGGAGGGCACCUUCCCCAAGGGUCAGCUUUCAAUAUUGCAAGAAAAAAUAGAUCACUUAGAACGCCUGUUGGCAGAAAAUAAUGAGAUUAUUUCAAACAUACGAGAUUCUGUGAUCAAUCUGAGUGAAUCAGUAAAGGAUGGGCAAAAAAAUCCAGAGGCUAUAAACUUCAGUCAAGGAUCUGUCUCUGAGCUCUUUCCUUCUGCUUCAGUUUUGCUUGCAGUUGAUUCUGAGGAUUGUUUGUUUGCUUCAAAAAGUGGAAGUCAUGGUUCAGGUGUACAGAUGUUGGAUGUCUAUGACAUCCUUCCUUUUGAUAAUCCAGAUGGCGGUGUGUGGAAACAAGGAUUUGAUAUCGCAUACAAUGAAAAUGAGUGGGACAGUGAACCACUUCAGGUUUUUGUUGUGCCUCACUCACAUAAUGACCCAGGUUGGCUGAAGACUUUUGAUGAUUACUUCAGAGAUCAGACACAGCAUAUCUUAAAUAAUAUGGUUAUAAAACUGCAAGAAGACAACCGAAGGAAAUUUAUGUGGUCUGAGAUUUCUUACUUUUCAAAAUGGUGGGAAGGAAUAGAUAGCCAAAAAAGGGAUGCUGUUAAAAGGUUACUAAAAGAUGGACAGUUUGAAAUAGUAACAGGAGGAUGGGUCAUGCCUGAUGAAGCCUCUCCUCAUUAUUUUGCUUUAAUUGACCAGCUGAUAGAAGGACAUCAAUGGCUAGAAAAGAACCUCGGAGUAAAACCAAAGUCUGGUUGGGCAAUUGAUCCUUUUGGGCAUUCACCAACUAUGGCCUACCUUCUGAAACGCACAGGAUUUUCCAAUAUGCUUAUACAGAGAGUUCAUUACUCAGUUAAAAAAUAUUUUGCAACACAGAAGACGCUAGAAUUUUUUUGGAGACAGAACUGGGAUUUAGGAUCAAGUACAGAUAUCCUUUGUCAUAUGAUGCCUUUCUAUAGCUAUGAUGUUCCUCAUACUUGUGGUCCAGAUCCGAAACUCUGCUGCCAGUUUGAUUUCAAACGUCUUCCUGGAGGAAGAGUAAGCUGCCCAUGGAGAGUUCCGCCAGAAGCCAUUCAUGCUGGAAAUGUUCAACACAGGGCUUGGCUUAUUUUAGAUCAGUACAGAAAGAAGUCAAAGCUUUUCCGUACUAAAGUUCUGUUGGCUCCACUUGGGGAUGACUUCCGCUACUCUGAGAGCUCAGAAUGGGAUCAACAGUACCAGAAUUAUCAGAAGCUAUUUGAUUAUAUGAAUUCUCAUCCUGAGUGGCAUGUUAAGGCCCAGUUUGGAACUUUAUCAGAUUACUUUGAAGCUCUGCGCAAAGAAAGCAGUUUGGGUGAAAAGAGCAGCAAUUCAUUUUUCCCUGUUUUAAGUGGCGACUUCUUCACCUAUGCAGACAGAGAUCAUCAUUAUUGGAGUGGAUACUUCACAUCACGACCCUUCUAUAAACGGCUGGAUAGAGUCCUGGAAUCCUACUUACGGGCAGCUGAAAUCCUCUACUCCUUGGCUUUGGUACAGUACAGUAAAUAUGAGAAAAUGAGUGUAUUUCCUUCAGUGGAUAACUAUAAAUUGCUGACAGAAGCUAGGAGGAACCUUGGACUCUUUCAGCAUCAUGAUGCUAUUACAGGAACAUCUAAAGAUUGGGUAGUUGUGGAUUAUGGCACUAGGCUUUUCCAUUCAAUAAUGAACUUGAAGAAAGUGAUAACUGACUCUGCUCAUAUUCUUAUCCUAAAGGAUAAAAGUGCUUAUAAUUAUGACACAUCAACUCCGUUCCUGAAGAUGGAUGACAUUCAGUCUGGCCAAGAUUCUUUGCCACACAAGACAGUUAUAAAGCUGACAUCGGAACCAAGAUACCUUUUGAUAUAUAAUCCUAUGGAACAAGAGCGAUUUUCAGUGGUUUCAGUCAGUGUGAAUUCACCCAGAGUUAAAUUACUAUCUCCUUUGGGAAAACCUGUUACUGUCCAGAUUAGUGCUGUUUGGAAUGGAGCAGCUACAGUAUCACAUGAAGCAUAUCAGAUCUCUUUUGUGGCACAUCUACCACCUCUGGGGCUUGGAGUUUACCAGCUUUUGGAGGUUCAGAGUUCAGAAGCAGUUUUAGCAGACUAUAAUAUAUAUAUGAGGAAGAGCAGGCAGGAGAAACCAGAUAGACUUUUCAAAAUAAAAGAGAUGGAGAAUUCUGUGGAUAAUAUAAUCUUGGAAAACACUUACAUGAAACUGUGGUUUUCUGGAAUGUCUGGAUUACUGGAGAAAAUAAGUACUAAAGAAGAUGGUAAAAAUCAUCAAAUGAAGGUGGAGUUUGCUUGGUAUGGAACUACAAGUAACCGGGAUAAAAGCGGAGCUUAUCUCUUCUUACCAGAUGGAGAUGCCAAGCCUUACAUUUUUACAGACCCACCUACCAUAAGAGUUGCUCAUGGAAGGAUUUUCUCAGAAGUUGUAUGUUUUUUCAACCAUGUGACACAUACCAUGCGACUAUAUAAAGUCCAGGGUUUGGAAGGCCAGUCUGUUGAAGUUUCCAAUAUUGUGGAUAUUAGAGGAGAAUAUAAUCGUGAGCUUGCAAUGAGAAUUUCGUCUGACAUAAACAGUGAAAAUAAAUUCUAUACUGAUCUUAAUGGAUAUCAGAUCCAGCCCAGACUGACGAUGAGCAAGUUACCUCUUCAAGCAAAUAUCUAUCCUAUGACUACAAUGGCUUAUAUCCAGGAUGCUGGUGUUCGUUUGACACUUCAUUCAGCUCAGUCUCUAGGUGUUGCAAGCUUGAAAAAUGGUCAGUUAGAAGUGAUCAUGGAUCGUCGACUUAUGCAGGAUGACAACCGUGGCCUUGGACAAGGUGUCCAAGAUAACAAGAUUACAGCUAAUGCCUUCCGACUUCUGCUGGAAAGAAGACAUGGAACAGAUGUGAAUCAAGAGAAGGCAUCAGUCAGUUUUCCAUCACUUCUUAGCCAUAUGACUUCUUCUUUCUUAAAUCAUCCUGUAAUUCCAAUGACAACAUAUGCUGAUUCUGGUGUCCCAGAGAUGCUAAAUACUUUUUCUCCACUUAUGUCAUCCAUGCCUUGUGACAUGCAUAUAGUCAAUCUAAGGACAAUCCAAUCAAAGGUAGAUACUGAGCCAUCUGAUGAAGCUGCUCUGAUUCUUCACAGAAAGGGAUUUGACUGUAGAUUUUCAAACAAAGACAUGGGUCUGCUCUGUUCCACUACUCAGGGAAAGGUAAAGGUGCAUAAACUCUUUAACAAAUUCAAAGUGGAAAGUCUUACACCCACAUCUUUAUCUUUGAUGCAUUCACCUCCAGAUGCCAGAAAUGUAAGUGAAAUAAGUAUGAGUUCUAUGGAGAUAAAUACCUUCCGAGUUCGGCUAAGAUGAAAGCUGGCUUUAAUACUCAGAUAAAGAGAAAUCUGCAGUUGUAUCUUCUCUAAGUUUUGCGUGCAAUAAGAAGCACAUUAUUAUUUUUCCAGCUUCUGGAUGCUGUGAGAGAACCAUGCAUUCUAUAAUUUUUUUUGACCAACACAGUGAAAAGCCAUGUUGCAAGCAGCUUACUUUGUUUGGCUGUUUUUUGUUUCUACUUACCCCACCUCCCCUUCCAUAUAAUAGCAGCAUCAGUAUAAGUUAAUGGAGCAAGUGAAGAAAUUUCUAAGGAUGUUAACCUCUCAACAGAUUAAAUCUCAGGUUAAAUGCUAACUAACUAUGUUUCUAGUGUUUUAAUUUUCGUAAAGAGGGGAUUGGAUUUUAAACAGCCUUCUUUGCUGAUCCUUGAUGAAUUUAUGUACAGAUAAUUCAGUGUAGAAGUCCUGAUGCAGCUUGUGAAUAAAAUAGAAUAAAAUGUUCUUACAUAGUAGCUAAUGUCCAAAUAUUUACAAUUGUUUAUAUAAAUGACAAUAAUCUCAAUUUAUUCCACAAUUAAUUUCAAUUUACUCAACAAAAAGGGGAUUAUUAAUUGUGGUAAAAUGAAAACCUGCAGUACUUGUAAUAAGUGAUGGUAGAUUUAAUAGUUCUACCAUUCACCUGAGUUAUGUAAAUACAAAAACAUGAACCUACAAAAUAAUUUUGCAAUGGAAAUGUUUAAUAAAACUCCCAUUUUAUUACUUGACACAUUGGGAUAUGUGCAAUUAUUCCAUUAUCAUGUAUGAUGAGAAAUGUCAAUAAUUGUCAUGAAUACAAGGUUUUUUUACAAAAGUCAGAUACAGUGUUCUUUGAAAUGAGUUUUCUAUUUCAAGGUUACCAUAUCAAGAUUAAUGUGCCUUAUUUUUUGAUACGUCUUGUUACAAUUUUGGUGUCUAUGUUAAUGUUUUUGGGGAAAGGUAGUUUAUAUAAUACUUAAGCUGUGUAUCUCCUAUUUGACAAUGCUGGCCACACUCUGAUCUGCACCAUGUUUGUGCUAUGUUAUUCUGAACAUUUUGACUAUUUGAAUGUAUUAAAAUGAUGUCAUAACAUGAAAUAAAAAAUAAUCACUGUAAAAUCUAAAUUCAGCUGCUUUCAUAGAGAAAUUGCAGCUUGAUGCAGAGAGUUGAUACUAAGCAAGGCAUAGUUGGCGAACCCAUCAGAACGUGCUUGCAUAUCGCAGACUGUGGUGACCUGUUAAUUCAGAAUCAUGUGCCUAUAUUUUAACAUUUUUCAAAUUUGCAACCUCACUUACAUUGCCAGUGUUCACCUUGACAGUGUUCACAUUACUGAAGAAUGGAGUCUUACUUUUGCUUUGUCUUCACUUAAUUCAUAUUUAGUGUGGAAGCCAUUCAAGUGUGAAAAAUAUUUCCCUAAGUAGAGUUGCUUUUUACAGUUAAUGUAUAUAAAUAUCCACUCGCCUAUGAUCCCAUUUCCUAAUCUUCAUUUAUUUUCACAACUUUCUUCUAUCUCUUGCUUAUGAAUUACUUUUGCAUACAUCAUUGCUUAUCUUUCAUACUAAUGCAUGAAAAGUCAUCGUAACUGGUAAAAAGAUGUGCUAUUUUCUAACUCUAGUAUCACAGUUAUUUAAUUUCAUCAUUGUUGUUCUACAGUGUAUCAAAUUAUAUCAUGUAGCUACAGGCUAUCUUAAGACAAAACGAAAGUGAAACUUUAAUUUCAUGCAUUGUCACAGGUUGGAUCUCUGAGAUCUAUAGAUUUCCCUACUUAAUUCAAUCUACUGUGCAUUUUGUAAUUAGUGGAAUACUUGCUAGGAUCUGGUGCAAGUUAAUAAUACAAGAACCACUAACCACAAGUGGAAAAUCAGACAGAUCCAGUAAAUAAAUGUUUUCAUGCAAUAAACAUGUACUGUAACUUUUAUUAGCUGUAGUAUUUGAAAAUACUGUUUUUUGUUGGAACUCGAAGCGUGGUAAGCUUGCCAGCAGAAAAUUCCCAUAACAUUUAUUUUUUUGCAUCCUCAGAAUUAAAAUGCUUCAGAGACUUACAUGUUCUGUACAAGAGCACGUUCAAAGUACUAUUUCAGUUUUGUUAGGCAGAAAAGUUAAAUUUUGAUGCAAUAAUAUCUUAAAGUAUUUUGCCUGUUAAAAUUGCUUCCAAAACAUGUUUCGUAUAGCAUUCAGUCUUUUCUUUUAUCAUCAGCUGUACAAUCAAGAUGCCUUCCUUAACCAGCAGAUUUAAUCUUUGUUCCUUUAUCUUGCAUUUUUUUUGUGUAACAAUUUGGGAUCCUUUCCUGAAAUCCUUAACUAAGCCAAAACUGCAGUCAAAGUCUGAUAAUAAAUUUUACUUUAAUUGGUUCAGAAUGUGACUAUUUAUGGGGUUUGGGAUUAUUUUUAACAAUUUAAAAUAAAUUCCUAGGCUGUAUUUUUUUAUAUUGGAUAUUUCAAUUAAGUUCUUGACUUUUUCUGUGCAUUGGCCACCUAAUUUAAUCAUAUUGUUUUAUUUUUUUUUUCUAUUUUAAAGCUGCUGGGUUUAUAACUACUGGUUAAGCGAACCAAGCAUCCUUACUUUCCUUCCAGUAGGGUUUUAAAGACAAUGUUGUUUAAGAAAUGGGUUUAAAUCUUGUAAUUACUUUCCAUACCAGAGUUGUACCUGUGCGGAAUUUUCUUUUACAUUCCUUUAUCUUAAAUGUCUUUGGUUUAUUUGCUCAUAUUGUCUGAAAUAAACUGAUUUCAACUGAAGGUUUUGAUACUUUUCUCUUGGAAGGUUUUAUAUCUCAUGGGGAUAUGUAAAAUAUGAUCUCUAAUAAAAUAUAGUGUUAUUGUGA
Molecule: messenger RNA, 6595 nt
Organism: Pezoporus flaviventris
Lineage: Eukaryota; Metazoa; Chordata; Aves; Psittaciformes; Psittacidae
Gene: MAN2A1
Product: mannosidase alpha class 2A member 1
Exons: 22
Coding region: 343-3798 (1151 amino acids)
Biological process (GO): mannose metabolic process; protein deglycosylation; N-glycan processing
Cellular component (GO): Golgi membrane
Molecular function (GO): carbohydrate binding; alpha-mannosidase activity
Source: RefSeq, a predicted model, not a curated record